AUGUCAGGAUCACACCGUCCUGGAUAUUCUUCCAGCAGAACCUCAAUGCGCCCUCCACCGAGACCGCAUGGCGCCCACUAUCCCUCGAUAACCGGCCGAGCGCCAUCCCCAGCAGAGUCACUGUCCUCAAGCGGUGCUUCUAACGCAGGCACUAAAAGAAAAGAGAGGGAUUUUGAUCAGGACCAUGGCGAGGAGACAAACAUCCAUGUCGUGGUGCGGUGUCGGGGUCGAAGCGCGAGAGAAGUUCGAGAAAACAGUGGGGUGGUGGUAUCAACAAGCGGAGUAAGAGGAAAGACUGUUGAAUUGUCAAUGGGACCCAACGCAAUCAGCAACAAGACCUACUACUUCGACAAGGUGUUCUCUCCUGCGGCAGACCAGACGAUCAUUUUCGACGACGUCGUAGCGCCCAUCUUAAACGAAAUGCUGACGGGAUUCAAUUGCACAAUAUUUGCCUAUGGGCAAACGGGAACGGGCAAGACAUACACCAUGUCGGGCGACAUGACAGAAACGCUUGGACUGUUAUCUGAUGCGGCCGGCAUUAUUCCCCGAGUACUGUACUCAUUGUUUCAGAAAUUGGAAGCGGAUGAGGUCGAGUGUUCAGUUAAAUGCUCCUUCAUCGAGCUCUACAACGAGGAAUUGAGAGAUUUACUGUCGCCGGACGACUCCGUCAAACUAAAAAUCUUCGACGAUGCAAGCAGGAAGAGCCACUCCGCUACAGUGGUCCAAGGCAUGGAGGAAUCGCACAUCCAAAAUGCCGCAGCUGGCAUCAAGCUUCUGCGGGAGGGCAGCCACAGGCGUCAAGUCGCAGCCACCAAAUGCAACGACCUCAGCUCUCGUAGCCACACAGUCUUCACCAUUACCACAUAUGUGAAGAAACCCAAUAACACAGGCGAAGAUUAUAUCUGCUCCGGGAAACUUAACCUUGUUGAUUUGGCUGGGAGCGAAAACAUUCAAAGAAGUGGCGCAGAGAACAAAAGAGCCGCCGAAGCCGGACUCAUCAACAAGAGCUUGUUGACACUUGGAAGAGUGAUCAAUGCCCUAGUGGACAAAAGUUCGCACAUCCCUUACCGAGAAUCAAAGUUGACAAGACUGCUACAAGACUCGCUAGGUGGAAGAACAAAGACAUGUAUCAUAGCCACAGUUUCGCCAGCAAAGAGCAAUCUCGAGGAGACGAUUUCGACCCUGGAUUAUGCGUUCCGUGCGAAGAAUAUUCGAAACAAACCGCAGGUCAAUUCGAUGAUAUCCAAGAAAACUUUGCUGAAAGAGUUCACCACCGAGAUUGAAAAACUCAAGAGCGAAUUGAUUGCCACGAGACAGCGUAACGGCGUCUACCUCACCAAUGAGCAGUAUGAGGAGAUUACGGUCGAGAGUGAAUCCAGGAGGAUACUGAGCGAGGAACAAAAGGCUCGGAUCGAAACGAUGGAAGUCAGUUUGCGCAACAAAGUCCAAGAGCUCUUCAGCCUGACCAACAACUUCACAAUGCUAAAACGGGACAAUGAAGGGACUCGGGCGACCCUGGAGAGCACAAAAGAUGUGCUUGAAAAGACCGAAGCUGUUCUUACAGACACAGCAAGGCUGCUCGAGGAGGAAACUGCUCUUCGCGAAGCACAUGAAUUGACGGAGGAGAAACUGCUCGGAAUUGGGACAGAGCUGGUCUCGACUGUUGGUAACUCUCUUAAGGAUAUCGAUGGUCUGCAAGCCAAACUCAGACGGCGCUCUCUCCUUCACUCUCAGAACCGCGAGGCGUGGAACUCUUCUCUAACUCGGGUCAUUGACGUCUGUGGCCUGGUUGACGAACGCAUCGGAAGCUUUCAAGCAGCACAUGCAGAAGCCGCCGCCGCAAGCUCUCGUCGCAUCGAGUCGUUUAUAGCAGCCGAGAUGGCGCACAUGGAAACUUCUGCACAACUAUCCAGGGAGAAGUCGUCCCAGCUGGCCGAAGACUGCGCUGGUGUCGAAAACCAGUCGUCACAGGCUAGAGAUUCGAUGAAUAACGUUCUCGAGGAGAUCAAAGAUCUACGUGAGAAUGUCAAGGACAACCUAAGCGAGGGUCUUCAAGGUCUUUCCCAGGCAGCUGCGAAGAUAUCUGCAGAAGUGAUUUCGGAGCUUGAGCAAUUCCAUACUCAAUUGCAUUCGUCUUACAGCGGGUUGGGGAAAGAUUUCAAAGCGAUGUUCGAAGACCUUACCAGGCAACUGGCGGGCCAGCGAGAGGAAAUCGAAGUCUUGUCAUCGGCGCUCCAAUCGGCCAGUCGCACAAGCAUUGAGGCGUCGCUGUCAGCCUCGACCCAGCUCGAAGCCAUCAGGGACGAGGAGAGAAGGGCUGCGGCGGAGGAGAAAGAGAAGCUCAAGGAGCAGAUCAUGAAGCUGGUUGACUCGUCACAUCAACAGCAAGAACAGAGACUGUCCAGCAGACUGAAUAAUAUUCAGUCACACCUCGUUGAGGCGACAGAACAGUUCGAAAGUGCCGACAAGUCGUAUCGCGAGGGAAUAGACAAGUGGACAGCUCAAGGCGACGAACUCAUGGCACAGGUCGUUACGUCAAAGGACGAACUGAAGACUAAGAUUAAGGGCGAUUGGAUGGCAGUCAGUACGCGGAAUUUGGCCAUCCAGAAAUCCACCAAGUCCGUCCACGAGGAAACGGUCAAGAUUGUCGACGCCCAACUUACGCAAAUGUCGACUCAAAUGGGGGCUCUAGAUGAAUUUGUGACGCGCGCUCGACUACAGAACGACAGUCAUCAUACCGAACGCUUGCAGUGCUUAAACAAGGCUAUAUCGCGUGCUCAGGAUGGUCUCAGCGGUAUUGAGAAGGAGUCGGAGCAGCGGCGUGAGAUAUUUGGAAACUUUACAGAGGAACAGGAGACACAUCGAGGAGAGCUCGACAAACUCGUCGGAUCAUUGGAGGCAGAGACAAGGCAUCCUCUCCAGAGCAUAAAGGCAGAACUCUCAGAAGCAACUUUGAUCGAGUACAUUCCAACUGGAGAGACGCCGCAAAAGAGGGAGUGGAAUUACCCGACAUACCUGCCCCGAACCGAAAAUCACGAAGCUAUCAUUGCUAGGCUGAGGGGCUUGCCUGACCCUACUCUGAUUGUCAAGACGCCUUCAUCAACAAAGACGCCCGGCCAUUCGCCCAGGAAGCAAGCAUCACCGCGCAAGGGGCCAGCAUCGCCUUCGAAGCUGCCGAGUCCGAGCAAAACCAAGAUCUUUACGGAUGUUCAGAAUCCCACAAUCCAGGCAUCUUCUACUACAUCGCUAUCUCAAACACAAGGCGCCGCCAGUGGGGAUCCUCCCAUUGAGCCGAAAUGUGGGUUGAAGGAAGUCGACAUCAACGUGAUUAACAGUAAUCGAGCGACAGCGUCAUCGUCGACAUCUAUGACACUGUCCAACAUUGACGAAAAGCCAGUGCUGCUUGACUUUAGCAAGAGCGUUGGCAGCGGAAGUCAACAGCCACCACUCAAGAGGCAUGCGACGACCAACGCCGUUGUCGAGAGCAGACUGCCUACUGCGAAGCCGGGCAGAGUGACACGGAGUACAAUGGCUGGGUUAACAGGGAUAGGGAUGGGUGGCGUGGAGAAUUUGAGUCAGAGUAUCGGACCAAUGGGCGGAGGCAGGAGGCUGAGAAGCAGUCCCUCCGGCUAG
Messenger RNA from Fonsecaea pedrosoi CBS 271.37, 3633 nucleotides. RefSeq lists its product as uncharacterized. Lineage: Eukaryota; Fungi; Ascomycota; Eurotiomycetes; Chaetothyriales; Herpotrichiellaceae. Gene Ontology annotation, cellular component: spindle microtubule; nucleus. The record is from RefSeq and is a predicted model, not a curated record. The coding region runs from base 1 to 3633 and encodes 1210 amino acids. Gene Ontology annotation, biological process: mitotic spindle assembly; microtubule-based movement. The transcript is spliced from 2 exons. Gene Ontology annotation, molecular function: microtubule binding; ATP binding; plus-end-directed microtubule motor activity.